CGUAAAAGUUUGAGGUUUCCUUAAUUGAAAGGGCUUAGCUGGAAUCCAAAAACCCGUCUAAAACCCUAACCACCAAACCUCCAAAUACAAUUCUUUCUUCUAACUAUAGCAAAUUGGGGUACCAAAAACAACAAAUUGAAGAAUGGACGCAAUAGCAGCAGCUGAAGAGAGGAUAGUUUCAGAAAGAUUAAGGCAAAAACUCAACGAAGUGAACACAGCUGCCCAAACCCAACUCGCUGGCAUCCAAGACCAUGUUAAUUUCACCCUUCAGCAAGCUUACUACAAAUGUGCUUACGAAUGCUUUGAUAGGAGAAGGAGGCAAGAGGAGAUAGGGCACUGUGUGGAGCAUUGUAGUGUUCAUGUACACAAUGCUCAGAAUCUUGUUCAGAAUGAAAUGGCCAAGUUUCAGGUAAAGUUUAUUUCUUUAUUCCUAAUUUUACUUUUCUUGCUGUCUUAAUUUCAGCUCAUACCU
Nicotiana tabacum (common tobacco) is the source of this 472-nucleotide messenger RNA. NCBI's taxonomy places the organism in Eukaryota, Viridiplantae, Streptophyta, Magnoliopsida, Solanales, Solanaceae. The record is from RefSeq and is a predicted model, not a curated record.